Messenger RNA from Aspergillus tubingensis, 285 nucleotides. RefSeq lists its product as uncharacterized. The transcript is spliced from 3 exons. NCBI's taxonomy places the organism in Eukaryota, Fungi, Ascomycota, Eurotiomycetes, Eurotiales, Aspergillaceae. The record is from RefSeq and is a predicted model, not a curated record. The coding region runs from base 1 to 285 and encodes 94 amino acids.
AUGGACCCUCACCACCGCCAACCACUACCACCCCGUGGACAACGUCCAGCAGGAGCAGUGAAAGAUAUCCGCCAAACAAAAGAAUAUAAACUUGCUGCGAGACGAUGGAUAUCAGUAAUGGUGGGAUUGCCCAUCUUGAUGUAUACGUCUUGGAGUUUGUAUGAGAGGACGUAUGGGGAUAAGAGGCCGAAGAGAUUGGUGGAGAGGUCGUCUGCUUCUUCUACUACUUCUAUUACUACUUCGGGGGUGAGUUCUGGGAAGGGUGAGGGGGAGGGGGAGAAGUAA